Molecule: messenger RNA, 1880 nt
Organism: Venturia canescens
Lineage: Eukaryota; Metazoa; Arthropoda; Insecta; Hymenoptera; Ichneumonidae
Gene: Prp19
Product: pre-mRNA-processing factor 19-like
Exons: 8
Coding region: 229-1743 (504 amino acids)
Biological process (GO): mRNA splicing, via spliceosome; protein ubiquitination; DNA repair
Cellular component (GO): cytoplasm; U2-type catalytic step 1 spliceosome; Prp19 complex
Molecular function (GO): ubiquitin protein ligase activity; protein binding
Source: RefSeq, a predicted model, not a curated record
CAUAGCGAGAUGUACGAUGUACAACUCCUUCAUGUUUAGUGGCCUCAAGCGUCUCGUUGUUCAUGUUAUUAGUGAUAUACCGGUGUCGCGAAAAGUAUUGAAAAGCGAUAUUAUUUCACAUGUCUAUACAAAAAUUUUGAUUAAUUGAUAAGCAAUUUCGAAAAAUCAAUAGACGAGUCAUAGAAGACAAUAGUGACAAAUUUUACAAGCGGUGUUAUAUCUGGAAAAAUGGCGCUCUCCUGCGCAAUAUCAAACGAGGUUCCGGAGCAGCCGGUAGUUUCACCAGCGUCAGGUUCGAUUUUUGAAAAACGUCUCAUUGAAAAGUACGUUUCAGAAAAUGGAGUUGAUCCAAUUAAUGGAGCCGAUCUCAAAAUCGAAGAUCUCAUAGAACUGAAGACAACUCCCAUUGUCAAACCAAAACCUCCAAGCGCUACUUCAAUUCCUGCCAUAUUGAAGAUUCUGCAGGAUGAAUGGGAUGCAGUUAUGUUACAUUCGUUUACACUUCGACAGCAACUGCAAACUGCAAGACAAGAACUGUCGCAUGCUCUUUAUCAGCAUGAUGCUGCUUGUCGAGUCAUUGCCAGAUUAACGAAGGAAGUAACAGCUGCUCGAGAGGCUUUAGCCACAUUGAAACCCCAAGCUGGAAUUGCGCAAAUGGCAGCAAUUCCCCAGCCGGCCUUGGCAGUGGAGGCUGGAGGAGCUGCGGCACAGCCAUCAGAACAGGCUGGAAUCACGGAAGAUGUGAUCCAGAAACUGCAGGAAAGGGCUACGGUUCUAACUCAAGAGAGGAAGCGACGUGGUAGAUCGAUACCCGAAGAUUUACUGCCUCAAGAGAGUAUUCGUGAAUUCCAAACAUUGGCAUCACAUCCGGGUCUACAUUCUGCCAGUGUACCUGGAAUUCUCGCAAUUGACAUACACGGUGCUGAUACCAGUAAAAUAUUGACUGGCGGUGCUGACAAAAAUGCAACAGUAUUUAACAAAGAUACGGAACAAGUUGUUGCUAUAUUGAAGGGGCACACUAAAAAAGUCACGAGGGUAAUUUACCAUCCCGACGAAGAUAUUGUGAUGACAGCAUCACCGGAUUCAACGAUUCGUGUAUGGAACGUAGAAACAGCUCAAACGACGCUUUUGUUGCGGGCGCAUGAUUCUCCAGUCACCGGUCUUUCUUUGCAUCCGACUGGUGAUUAUUUGCUCAGUUCGUCAUUGGAUCAACACUGGGCAUUUUCGGAUAUUCGUACUGGCAGAUUACUUACUAAGGUCGCUGGGCCAGGAAGUCAACCGCUGACCACUGCACAAUUCCACCCGGAUGGUUUGAUUUUCGGAACUGGUACAGCAGAUUCCCAGGUCAAGAUUUGGGAUUUGAAGGAACAAUCGAACGUGGCCAAUUUCCCGGGGCAUUCAGGGCCGAUAACUGCUAUAAGUUUUUCAGAAAAUGGAUAUUACUUAGCAACUGCUGCUGAAGAUUCGUGCGUCAAACUUUGGGAUUUGCGUAAAUUGAAGAACUUCAAAACCCUUCAAAUGGACGAAAGUUACGAGGUUAAAGAUCUGUGUUUCGAUCAAAGUGGCACAUAUCUCGCAGUCGCUGGAUCAGAUGUUAGGAUUUACCUGUGUAAACAGUGGCAAGAGUUGAAGGUCUUCAAUGACCACACAGCCACUGCGACGGGCGUACGGUUCGGUAAACACGCACAAUACAUUGCAUCGACCAGCAUGGACAGGACGUUGAAGUUAUACGGUCUUUCAUGAAUUUAAGUGUUCCGGAAUAAAAACUAUCCGACUUCAGUUUGGAUCCUAUUUUAAUAAAUGAAAACUUUCCGAACAUUGUAUACUAAUGUCAGUUUUUCAUAACAAGAUAUGUCAAUAAAUAUUGUGAAAAAAAUUGA